Messenger RNA from Chroicocephalus ridibundus (black-headed gull), 1527 nucleotides. Its product is annotated as class I histocompatibility antigen, F10 alpha chain-like. Gene Ontology annotation, cellular component: external side of plasma membrane. Gene Ontology annotation, biological process: immune response. The record is from RefSeq and is a predicted model, not a curated record. Lineage: Eukaryota; Metazoa; Chordata; Aves; Charadriiformes; Laridae. Bases 213 to 1307 code for a protein of 364 amino acids. The transcript has 8 exons.
AACGCUGCGGGGGGAGGGUCCUGCGGGGGUGUCCCGGGAUUCCCCUGUCCCCGCCGCGCGCUGCCUCCGGCGCUUUCGCUUUCGAUUCCGCUUCCAACCUGCGGAGCCGGGAUCUGCCCGGCGACCGGUGACGUGUCCGCGGCGGUUCGGGCUGCCAUUGGCGGGCGCUGGGUGGCGGAGCCAAUGGCGGGCGCGGGGCCGGCGCGGAGCCGAUGGCGGACGCGGGGCCGGAGCGGAGCAGCGCGAUGGGGCCCGGCCGGGGGCUGGGGCUGGGCCUGCGACUGCUGCUGGGGCUCUUCGGCGGGGCGGCGGGGGGGCCCCACUCCCUGCGCUACUUCUACACUGCGAUGUCGGAGCCCAGCCCGGGGGUGCCCCAGUACAUGAUUGUGGGGUAUGUGGACGGGAACGUCAUCUUGCGCUACGACAGCGAGACGGGGAGAGCAGUGCCCGGGGCGGACUGGAUGGCGGCCAACCUGGACCAGGCGUACUGGGACAGACAGACCCAGAUCGGGCAGAGGAAUGAGCAGGUUGACCAUGUGAAUCUGGAGAUACUGGGGGUCCGCUACAACCAGAGCGGGGGGGCUCACACGCGGCAGCGCAUGCUUGGCUGUGACCUCCUGGAGGACGGUAGCACCAGGGGGUAUUAUCAGAAUGCCUACGAUGGGAGGGACUUCAUCGCCUUGGACAUGGACACGAUGACGUUCACCGCGGCAGACGCAGGGGCACAAAUCACCAAGAGGAGGUGGGAGGAGGACGGGACUGUCGCUGAGAAGAAGCAGCACUAUGUGAAGAACACCUGCAUCGAGUGGCUGAGGAAAUACGUGAGCUACGGGCGGGCCGUGCUGGAGAGGAAAGAGCCCCCCGCGGUCCGAGUGUCGGGGAAGGAGGCCCACGGGAUCCUGACCUUGCGCUGCCGCGCUCACGGCUUCUACCCGUGGCCCAUCACCGUCAGCUGGCUGAAGGACGGCGAGGUGAGGGACCAGGAGACGGAGUGGGGCAGCGUCGCGCCCAACAGCGACGGCACCUACUACACCUGGGCCUCCAUCGAGGCCCGCCCGGGGGAGCAGGACAAGUACCGGUGCCGCGUGGAGCACGCCAGCCUGCCCGAGCCCGGCCUCUACGCGUGGGAGACGGAGUCCAACCUGUGGGCCAUCGUGCUGGGGGUGGCCAUUGCCGUCGGGGCCGUCGCUGCCAUCUGUGGAUUUCUCGUAUGGAAGCGGAAGUCGGGGAAGAAGAAGGCGGGCUACGGCAUGGCGUCAAGCACCGACAGUGGGUCUGGCAGCACGGGCACAGGGGUCACCGCCUGAGCGCUGGACGAGGGGCCGGCGCGUGGCUGGAUGCGGCCCCUGCCCUGGCCGCGGCUGGAGGCAGAGAGGAGCUGGGGGAGGCCGGGGGCUGCCUGCAGAGAGAGCUUGUCCCGCCGCCCCCGCCCAGCCCCGCUGUGGUGCCGGGUCUUCUUCCCGCUUCCUAUUUGCCGAUUCUUUCAAAUUCUGUAUGAUGCAAUUAUCAGCGAUGUUUUUAUUUCGA